AUGGCAUCGCCCGUGACACUGCUCGUGACACCGGGUCACCGCCCAGCCAGGCUCGAUUAUCUUCGAGGAUGCAUCAAAUAUAUUCCGAGUGGAGAGGAAAGUUGUUCACCUGAAAAUAUCACCGGUUAUCUGGAGCCCUUCUUCGAAAACGCGAUUGAGAAGGGGGCAACGGCCUACAUAUUCGGGGAAUUCCGUCGAGGCCUCAAAAAGAUAAACCAGAUUCACAUGAAUCAAGACGGUCGGUCGAUCGGUCCAAAUCUUGGCAGCCAAGCCGAAUAUUGCGAAGAUAACCCAGUUACAGGAACAGGUGCAAGAGUCCGAAGAGUCACUGAUACCAAAUACCCACCUGUCGGUAUCACCGCCCUGCUCUAUCCAGAUUACAGUUACGAGGCCUUUUAUCCCCACGGCGAACCAGUGUGUCAUCUCACCAUUUGCAACAUAACAAAAGACGCAGUGGUGGAUCUCACAGGGUGGGAAAUAUCCCUCAGCGGGUCAACGGAAGUCCACACCAUCCAAGAUGUACAGUUUUCGCCAGUUGGGGGCCGAUCCAGCUUAAGAGUUUCACCUAAAUGGUUUCAGGUCCUGGGGGCACCAUAUAUCUGCGAAACCGGGAGAACAUAG
Molecule: messenger RNA, 621 nt
Organism: Fusarium oxysporum Fo47
Lineage: Eukaryota; Fungi; Ascomycota; Sordariomycetes; Hypocreales; Nectriaceae
Exons: 2
Coding region: 1-621 (206 amino acids)
Source: RefSeq, a predicted model, not a curated record